Messenger RNA from Tripterygium wilfordii, 1463 nucleotides. RefSeq names its product NAC domain-containing protein 73-like. The transcript is spliced from 3 exons. NCBI's taxonomy places the organism in Eukaryota, Viridiplantae, Streptophyta, Magnoliopsida, Celastrales, Celastraceae. Gene Ontology annotation, molecular function: DNA-binding transcription factor activity; transcription cis-regulatory region binding. Gene Ontology annotation, cellular component: nucleus. The record is from RefSeq and is a predicted model, not a curated record. Bases 243 to 1139 code for a protein of 298 amino acids. Gene Ontology annotation, biological process: regulation of DNA-templated transcription.
UGGAAAUAAAGUACUUACAAGUCAUAAGAAGAACUUAAUUUCCUUACCAACCAAUACAGGAUAUCAAAUUUGGGCUUGUUGGAGACAAUAUAUGCAAGUUUGCUUUAUUUUUUUGUUUUCUACUUUGGAUUCAUAGCUUCUUUUUCUCUCUUUGUUCUCUUAUCAUGAGUACUUCUACUACUACUAUUGCUUAUUAGGAGUAUUGUGUGGGAUGAAGCAUAAGAGAGGCAACCAAGAAGAUCAUGACUUGGUGUAACGACUGCAAUGAUGUUCAGACAAUAGAAAGUACAUCCCCACCUGCAACUUCCAACAAUAACAACAACAACAAUGUUGUUAUUGCUCAAAGACACAAAGAGAAUCUAUGCAAAACUUGUCCUUCAUGUGGUCAUCAAAUCAAAUGCCAAGACCAGGCUGGGAUUCAGGAUUUGCCAGGGCUGCCGGCCGGAGUGAAGUUCGAUCCGACGGAUCAAGAGCUUUUAGAACAUUUGGAGGGGAAGGUGAGGUGUGAUGCUAGGAGGGUUCACCCUCUAAUUGAUGAGUUCAUACCAACACUUGAAGGAGAGAAUGGGAUUUGCUACACCCAUCCAGAGAAAUUGCCAGGAGUUAGCAAAGAUGGUCUAGUGCGCCAUUUCUUUCACAGGCCAUCAAAGGCAUACACAACAGGAACCAGGAAGAGAAGGAAGGUGCACACAGAUGCGGAGAGCGGGGAGACCCGGUGGCACAAAACAGGCAAGACCAGGCCAGUCUUCUUUUCUGGCAAAAUCAAAGGAUACAAGAAAAUACUUGUUCUCUACACCAACUAUGGCAAGCAAAAGAAGCCAGAGAAAACAAACUGGGUGAUGCACCAAUACCAUCUUGGCAAUAAUGAGGAAGAGAAAGAUGGAGAGCUUGUGGUUUCAAAAGUUUUCUACCAAACACAGCCUAGACAAUGUGGUAAUACUACUAGCAAUUCAGUAAUGAUCAAGGACUCACUAAUGAUUCCAAAGUUUAAGGAAGUAAAUGAUCAGAGUUCUCAUCAUCAUCAUCAGACGUACUAUAAUCCUUCAUUUAUGUCUUUUGAUCAAGGUGGGUCUAAUAGGUCGAGUUCUCAACUAAUGCCACAUUUUGGUGUCCAUGAUGGAUCUUCUUUCAUUCCUUGAAGAAGAAGAGAUUGUGUUUUGGAGGAAUAAAUUAAUGUUCUUACCUCUUAAUAUAUAUAUAUAUAUAUGUUUUAGGACAGCCACCAAAAAGGGUUGGAAGGAAUAAGGUUUCUUGGCUUAAAAGGGUAAGAAACAAAGAUUCUUCUUAAUUUACAUAUAAUAAUUUUUGUUUCUAUGUGAUGCAUGUGCUUUGUACAGUGUGAGGAAAAUGUAUGUUUCACACCAGCCUUGUCAUGUUGAUAGACCAACUGUACAAAGAUUGUUCUUACCAGAUUGACUAUUCCAUGACAUGUUUCACAUGAUAGUUGAUAUUAUGUCGCUUUA